Messenger RNA from Phaedon cochleariae (mustard beetle), 1068 nucleotides. The record is from the annotation of a GenBank genome assembly. Lineage: Eukaryota; Metazoa; Arthropoda; Insecta; Coleoptera; Chrysomelidae.
GCAUUAAGAUAUCACAUUGUUGAAGUAUUUGGAAUACCUAGUUGUGUGAUCGAUAUGGUUAAUUUAUGUUAUCUUGAAAAACUGCAUUCACCUGCGAAACAACUAGGCUAUUUAUUUCUUUAUUUCUCGAACGUAUAUUAAGGAUCAAUAGGAAAAUAAGGAUUUCAACAAUAUUUGUGCAAUAAGUAAACGUUGAAUGAUGUAUAUUUGCGAGAAAUAUCACGAGUUAUUAAUGAGACAUUCAGAUCCUCGAGUGGAAAAAUGGACUUUUAUGGGAGGAUUUGGCACAAUAAUGUACAUAUCCAUAGGAUAUUUAUUGCUUGUAUUAGUAAUUUUACCAGCGAUAAUGAAAAAUAGAGAACCUCUGGUUCUCACCACUACAAUUAGGAUCUACAAUAUAUCUCAAGUUGUGUUGUGCUGUUUAAUACUAUAUACGUUGAUGACAUCUGGCUGGAUACAAGGCGAAUACAGUCUCGGCUGUCAAACAGUCGACUAUUCCAAUUCCUUUAACGCCACGCGACAACUGUCCGCUCUGUACUGGACGUACAUACUGAAGAUGUACGAGUUGGUCGAAACGGUGUUUUUCGUGCUCAGGAAAAAAUACAACCAGGUGUCACCACUGCACCUGUACCAUCACGUGUCUACGUUAUUCAUAGCAUACGUCGGAACCAAAUUCAUUGGAGGUGGGAUGUUUUCGCUACACGUUCAAACGAACCUUCUGAUCCACAUAUUCAUGUACACGUAUUAUUAUUUGUCGUCGUUUGGUCCGGAAUGGCAAAAAAGUUUGGUGCCAUGGAAGUCAAAAUUAACUAUAGCUCAAAUGGUACAAUUCACGUUGAUGCUCAUUCAUUCAGUCAUAGCCUUUUUACCAGGAUGUGCAGUACCAAAAACUUUCUUUUAUUUUUAUGUCCCGAAUAUUUUUUUGCUUUACAAGAUGUUUUAUGAUUUUUAUAAGAAAACUUAUGCACAAAAAUCUGUCUUUAAGGUUCAAUAAUCAUGAUUUUUAUAUAAAACAAUUUUAAAUUUGAGCAUGUGAAGAUUAGACAAUAGAAUAAAUAUUUCGUUUUA